Molecule: messenger RNA, 1473 nt
Organism: Vanessa tameamea
Lineage: Eukaryota; Metazoa; Arthropoda; Insecta; Lepidoptera; Nymphalidae
Product: facilitated trehalose transporter Tret1-like
Exons: 8
Coding region: 52-1461 (469 amino acids)
Biological process (GO): transmembrane transport
Cellular component (GO): membrane
Molecular function (GO): transmembrane transporter activity
Source: RefSeq, a predicted model, not a curated record
UGAAUUUAGUAUUCAUUCAGACGAGAAAGGAUAGAGUGAUAGAAUAAAAAAAUGCCUGUAUUUCGCCAAGUGUAUUGCACUCUAAUAGUAUGUUUACUCACCUUCAACAUAGGUCUCAUGUUCGCUUGGCCGUCAUCAACAAUAAAAUUGUUCUCAUCGACAAACACAACUCUAAAUAGACCAAUGGGUGAAACGGAAAUGGCACUAUUCGGCAGCUUAUCCUCAAUAGCAGCAUUGAUGAGCACUCCUCUCUCUGGGUUCCUGAUAGAUGUUUUAGGCAGGAAAAAGUCAUGUAUUUUGUUUGCUUUGCCACAACCAAUUGCAUGGUCUUUGGUAUCAACAAUUCCAAGAGUCGAUGUUAUUUUAGCAUCCAUCAGCAUUUCAGGAUUGGGUGGAUGUAUGUUCAUGAUAGCACCAAAUUUCAUCAGUGAAUUCUGCCAAGAAACGAUUAGAGGAACUAUGACAUCAGGAGCCAUUAUUUUCUAUGGAAUCGGUUUGAUGGUGUCCUAUAUCUUGGGCGGGUAUUUGAGUUACCAGAUCAUGAACUACGUAUGUUUAACGAUAUCUAUUAUUGCUGUGGCGUUAAUCAUGAUCCUGAAGGAAUCCCCUACUUAUCUAAUGAAGAAAGGUCUAGAUGAGGAAGCUGCGAAAUCGAUAGCGUUUUACAGAUCAACUAGUCCUAACUCAAAGAUAGUAAUGCAGGAAAUGGACUUAAUACGAAGAACCCUUAACCCGAAAAUGGAUGACGUAACACCGGAAGAAGAAAAUUUAAAUCCCGAAUUGCAAACUAAGAAGAAAUUGUCCGUCAUUCAAUUUUUAAAAAAAUCUCAAUCGACACGUCGAGCGUUGAUCCUAGUUUUGAUGACAUACUUCACGACCAUCUUCCAGGGUAUUGUCGUGGUUCAAGUUUAUUCAGAACCAGUUUUCGAAGAAGCCUUACCGAGUAUGUCGGCGAAUUUGGCGAGUAUUUUAUUCGCAUUGACGAACACAAUAUCUGGUUUUGUUUCUGCGUAUUUGCUGGACUAUUUAGGAAGGAGGCCUGUGUUCAUUUAUUCAACAAUAGCAUCAAGUAUAUGUUGUGUGGCGCUGGGAUCACAAAUACAUUUACAAUGGGGUCCUAUUUGGUUGACUGGGGUAUUCUUAUAUGCCUACUGUAUAACGACUACGAUUGGAGCUGGUACUGUGCCGUAUGUAAUUAUCGCUGAAUUGUUCUUGCCUGAGGUCAAAGGAAUAAUGACGAUGUUGACCGUCCAAUGGGCGUGGAUUUGCAACUUCAUAAUACUCUUCAUAUUUAAUCCCCUAAACGCAGCGAUUGGCUUGGGGCCAGUGUUUUAUAUAUUUGGAAUAUUUAGCUUAUUGUCGACUAUUGUCAGUUUUAUAUAUUUACCAGAAACGAAAGGACUCACAGUUGACGUCAUACAGACAUUGAUGGUUAAAGCGAAGAAAUCAGAGAAGGCAUAAUAAACAAAUGAA